UCUCAUCUUAUUACAAUCCCACGAUAUUCGCAACAGAGAGAAAGCAAGACGAAAGACAAAAGCAAGACGAAAGAGAAGAAAGAAGAAAGAAGAAAGAAGAAAGAAGAAAGAAGAGUUAUGGCAGAUACUCUAUCGUACUUACGUUUAUUCGAAGGAGAAUUGGAAAUUGGUGAUGAUUUCUACGAAAGCUUCGAAGCUCCUAAGUACGUAGAUUUCACCAAACCGGAUUCUUGCCAUCCCGGCGAGGACCGCCACUGGUUCUGCUCACGUGUUGGGUGCGAUCUAAAGCAUGAGCAAGAAUUGGAUCCUGAGACAGUUGAGAAGAAUUUUGUUCUUCGGGUUAUGGCUGCAAGAAGUCCCAAUGUACGACUUAGAAAAGCUUUGAAAAAAAAAGAAACAAGCGCAAAGUUGAAAUGCCCCCUUACAGCUCCUGCAAAGUCAAGGGUUUCAAGGAUGGACUAUAUUUCCUCGUUAUCACACAAGAUGACCGACAAGAAUGUCAAAGUUAAACCUCUUUCUAAGGUUGCAGCAACCCCCAUUGCUAAAGUGAGGCCAUCACCUUCGGUGGCCAAGGCUUUGACCACUCCAAGGAAUCAUCAAAAGAAGGUUUCCAAUGCAGAAUCGUUUAGGAGUGUUCAGAGCAAGAAAGUCUUGACUGUUGGUGAUCCUAAGAGCAGAGUGGUGUCUAAGCCUCUUGUUUUUCAGUCGCCCAAGAAGGUCAUAAAGAUCAAGAGUUCUAUGGAAUUAAAAACACCAAUGAGAGCACUGUGUUCAGCAAUGAAAAAGCUUGAACUCGAUGGAGUGAAGAAGAAUGAAGAAGGAGGAAACAAGUCAUUGCCAGUGACUGCCUCAAAGAAGCAAUUGAAGGGAAGAGAGGUUAAAAGCCGUGUGUUUGAUUCCUUGUGUUCUAAUAAGCGUAAGGAACAAGAAACUAAAGCAAUGUCAAGUUUGAAGGAGAAGAAAGUGAAGAAAGGCACUCAGAAACGACAGGUUCAUCAAAAUGAGUCUAGUGAUAUGGAGAUAGAUGAGAAAUCUAGAUGUGGCUCUCUAGGAGUAUGCCUUGAAUCAGAAAUUUCAUCUCUUGGAGAUGAAAUUUCCCAAGAACCAAAAAGAGGGGAGGAGAGCUUAGUUAUGGUUCAAGUUUUGUCAGAGGCUUCGAAAUGUGACACUACCUCACUGUCAAAGGGAAAAGUUUCUGAGAAGGCUGAAGAAAAUUCAUUGGUUUCUUCUGAUGACAAAGAAAAUAGGAGGCAGCUCACUGAUGACAAGGAAAAUGCUUCAAUCUUUCAUGAAAAUAUAGAGAUGAGUACUGACGUGCCCAAAAGAAAGGCUAUUCUUGAGAGCAAGCAUGAGGAUGAUUCGAGAAGAACACAAAAGAAAUCUUCAUCGACCACAAAUGCUUCUCCAGUUGUGAAGCACAGAAAACUAAAGCCCACAAACCCUAAGCCUUUUAAGCUGAGAACUGAUGAAAGGGGAAUUCUUAAAGAAGCAACCUUGGAUAGAAAAAUUCUCUCACCUUUGAAAGAAACUGCAAUUAAAGUUGGUGGGACGGCAAUGAGGAAACAUCAGAUUGUAAACCAAAAAAGUGAAACUUAUGAACCAGACACUGAUUAUUAUAGCAGUUGUGAUGAGAAAUCACGCCCAAAAGCACAGGAAAACCAAUCUGGUGGCACUCAAAUUGACAACUCCAGCUGCAAGGUGCAACGAAAGUUAUCUGCUACAACACCUUAUAAUGUGAAUGAUAAAUUCAAAAGAAAAUCCGAAAUGACGCAGCGUAAAGAUCUGAGGCCUCUGAGUGGUUUACGAAGGAAGAAAGAAAAGGUUGUCAUUGCAACAAAGCUUAGUGCUAUUAUCGAAAAGCCAUCAGAUAUUGUGAAGCCAAAGGCAGCAAAGCCUAGGAAGGCAUUGACUGUUCCUAUUGAACCAAAUUUUCACCGUUUACAUGUGCCAAAGAAUUGCUCCAACAGGAAACGCACUAUUGGGGACUGAGUGGCAUCAUUGAAUUUAUAGUUUAGAAAAUAGUGUAUUCUAUUCUUUUUUUCUUUUAAUCUUGUAAAUGUGGUAAAUUCCAAGUUCAGAGAACUUUUUUUUGUUUACCACAUCAUAGAAAAUAGUGUAUUCUAUUCUUUUUUUUUUCUUUUAAUCUUGUAAAUGUGGUAAAUUCCAAGUUCAGAGAACUUUUUUUUGUUUACCACAUCAUAGAAUUAAAA
This is a messenger RNA of Vigna unguiculata (cowpea), 2210 nucleotides long. RefSeq names its product neurofilament heavy protein. The record is from RefSeq and is a predicted model, not a curated record. Lineage: Eukaryota; Viridiplantae; Streptophyta; Magnoliopsida; Fabales; Fabaceae.